Molecule: messenger RNA, 4380 nt
Organism: Closterium sp. Yama58-4
Lineage: Eukaryota; Viridiplantae; Streptophyta; Zygnematophyceae; Desmidiales; Closteriaceae
Source: the annotation of a GenBank genome assembly
AUGCUGGUCCUCGCCAUCUUCGUCUCGUCCGCUGCUGCUGCUGCCACUCCUGCCCCUCCCACAACCGCCGCCAGCAACAAAUACGCCUUCGUCCCGGUGACCAACAGCCUUUUGUUCGGCAACGCAUACUCUGUGACGUGGGGUACCACGGGAAUCACCUCCGCUGUCGACUCCCAUGGCGCGCCUCUCAAAAACCCCGACGGAUCCGUCACUGUUGACAAAGUGUACACCGCCUACCCCAACAGCACGCUCACUGGUCCCGGCAUUGUCAUUGUCACCAAUGGGCCCACUGCUGGGUUCACUAUGGGAAAGACGACGUUCCUGAAGAACGGAACGAUUCUGGACGCCUCAGGAAAGCUUGCUGUGCCGACUGUGAAUGCGGACGGGUCGUACACUGCAGGGGAUCUGACUGGCAACUACUCUUACGACCCAACCGCCAACAGCCUGACGUUCGGCAAGGAUUACACAGUGACGUGGAGUGAGACAGGAAAGCUAACCUCCGCUGUCGACUCCACGGGCGCGAAUGUCAAAGGCACCAACAACCCCGAUGGCUCUUCCACUAUUGAUGGCGCGUACACCGCCUACCGCAACGGCACGCUCACUGGUCCGGGCAUCGUCGUCGUCAUUAGUGGACCCACUGCCGGGUUCACUAUGGGAAAGACGACGUUCCUGAAGAACGGCACGAUUGUGGACACCUUGGGAAUUCCAGUUGUGCCGUCUGCCAAUGCGGACGGGUCGUACACUGCAGGGGACCUGACUGGGUGGAGAAACAGCACCAUUGUUGGCCCCACUGGUGCAUCGAUCUAUCUCGGCGCACCGCUCACACUCAACCCCGAUGGCACCGUUACUUUCGCCAGCAACAGUGGCGCUAGUGGCAGCGCUCCUUCUGCUGCUCCGCCUGCUCUGCCUGCUUCGCCUGCUCCUUCCCCACCCAAGGCUGCAGCUGGGGCACUCAAGCGACGAACCGCACUAGCGAAUGGCGCGACGCUCGUCAUUAGCAACGCCGAUCGCAGCCUGACGGUCGACAAUUACACCAUCUACGGCAGUACCAUUUACGACAACGAGACCGGCGCCGUCGUCACGCCGACGAAAAACCCCGACGGGUCGCUCACGGUGGAAGGCAAGUACACGUGGCACCCGAACGGGACCAUCACCGCGCCCGGAGUGACUAUCUACAUCGCCGGCGCGGACAGCUUCGUGGAAAUCGCGAACACGAAGCUGUUCGGCAAGGGCGGGGUUGCGCGGAACGCCGCGACGGGCGCGGUGAUACCGUGGGUUGAAAACCCUGACGGUACAUUCACUGCCGGCGACAUUACCGGCUGGGCCAACGGCACGUUUCUCGGCUCUAAUGGCGUCGACUACACGCUUCUGCCCAGCGGCACAGUGAUUGACUCUGCUGGCAAGCCUGUUAAGCCUGUAGCCAAUCCCGACGGCUCGUUCACCGUCGGCGGCAAGUACACCGCCUACCCCAACGGCACCAUUGUGGGUCCCGGCGGGUCGGUGGUAGAGAGCGGAAAGCAGUUCGCAGUGAAUCCGGAUGGCACCAUUGCUGUCACCUCGCCCACUCCUAACCCUGACGGCACUGUGUCGUUCGGCAAGGACUACACUCUCCUGCCCAGCGGCACAGUGAUUGACUCCUCUGGCAAGCCUGUUAAGCCUGUCGUUAACCCUGACGGCUCGUUCACCGUCGGCGGAAAAUACACUGCCUACCCCAACGGCACCAUCGUGGGUCCCGGCGGGGCGGUGGUGGAGAGUGGAAAGCAGUUCGCCGUGAAUUCGGAUGGCACCAUUGCUGUCACCUCGCCCACUCCUAACCCUGACGGCAGUGUGUCUUUCGGGCAGGACUACACGCUCCUGCCCAACGGCACAGUAGUUGACUCCUCUGGCAAGCCCGUCAAGCCCGUCGCCAAUCCCGACGGCUCGUUCACCAUCGGCGGCAAAUACACCGCCUUUCCCAACGGCACCAUUGUUGGUCCCGGCGGGUCGGUGGUAGAAAGCGGCAAGAAAUUCGCCGUGAAUCCGGAUGGAACCAUCGCCGUCACUCCCAACCCUAGCAGCACCAAUCUGACUGUCAACCCCGACGGCAGCCUGACCUUCGGACCCGGCUACACUCUGUUGCCUAACGGCCAGGUGGUAGACUCCCUUGGAGCUCCCGUCAAGCCCACUGCCAACCCCGAUGGGUCGUUCUCAGUUGGUGAUGGCUAUACUGCGUACCCCAACGGCACGGUCACGGCUCCCGGCGUUUCCAUCGCCACUGUCUCUGGCGCGCCUGCGUUCACGAUCGGCGGCACGACGAUGCUGGCCAAUGGCACGGUGCUGGACGCGGCUGGAGCGCCGAUCAAGCCGACGGCGAAUGCAGACGGGUUGUUCACAGCGGGUGACAUCACAGGGUUUCCGAACGGCACUAUUAUCGGCGCCAACGGCGCUGUGGUCAACACCGGCAAGCAGUUCACCGUUGCCCCCGAUGGCACCAUUGCCGUCACCUCUCCUGCGCCUGGAUCUCUCCCCGCGCCUGGCUCCUUGCCUGCUCCUGGCUCCAUGCCUGGUCCCAUUCCCUCUGGCCCCAGCAGCACCAAUUUGACCGUCAACCCAGACGGCAGCGUGACCUUCGGACCCGGCUACACCCUGCUACCCAGCGGCCUCGUGAUUGACUCCGCUGGAGCUCCUGUUUCUCCCAUUCUCAACCCGGACGGGUCUUUCACUGUUGCUGAUGGCUACAUUGCGUACACCAACGGCACGCUCUCUGCUCCUGGCGUUUCCAUCGGCGCGUCUGGGUACACGGUAGGCGGCACGACGAUGCUGGCCAAUGGCACGGUGCUGGACGCGGCUGGGAAGCCGAUCAAGCCGAAGAAGAACGCCGACGGGUCGUUCACAGCGGGGGACAUCACAGGGUUUCCGAACGGCACCAUUGUGGGCGCCAACGGCGCAGUGGUCAACACCGGCAAGCAGUUUGCUGUUAACUCUGAUGGCACCAUCACUGUCACCUCUCCUGCCCCUGGCUCUGCCCCUGCUCCUGGGUCUGAGAUGGCACCUGCCUCUGCUCCUUCCCCUGGCUCUAUUCCUGCCCCUGGCUCCGAGCCUGCACCUGGUUCCGAGCCUGCACCUGGCUCCGAGCCUGCACCUGGCUCUGAACCUACACCUGGUUCCGAGCCUGCACCUGGCUCCGAGCCUGCACCUGGCUCCGAGCCUGCACCUGGGUCUGAACCUACACCUGGCUCCGAGCCUGCACCCGGUUCCAACCCCGGUCCCACUCCCUCCGACCCCAGCAACACCAGGCUGACGUUCAACCCAGACAACACCCUGUCAUUCGGACCCGGCUACACGCUUUUGGCAAACGGCACAGUCACUGACUCCACUGGAGCCGCUGUCGCUCCCACUGUCGAUCCCGAUGGCUCCUUCACUGUCGGCGGUGAUUACACUGCCUACCCCAACGGCACGCUCACAGCUCCUGGUGCUUCCAUCGCCCUGGCCGGCACGCCCGGAUACACAAUAGGCAGCACGACAAUGCUGGCCAACGGCACGGUGCUGGAUGCAGCUGGAGCGCCCAUUGUGCCAACAGAUAACGGGGACGGGUCGUUCACAGCGGGGGAUAUCACAGGGUUUGAGAACGGUACACUUGUGGGCGCCAACGGUGCAGUGGUCAACACGGGCAAGCAGUUCUCCCUCGGCACCGAUGGCACCAUCACUGUCACAUCUGGUGCUCCUGCCUCUGCCCCUGCGCCCGGCUCCCUCCCUGGCCCCGUUCCCUCCCCCGGGCCCGUUCCUUCCGCCGGCGGUGGCAGCGUGACGUUCAACCCCGAUGGCAGCCUGUCGUUUGGUGCCGGCUACACUCGCUUCCCCAACGGCACGUUUGUGGACUCCACUGGAGCGCUCGUCUCCCCCACCAAGAACACAGACGGGUCUGUCACUGUGGGCGGAGACUAUACCUUCUACCCCAACAAUACAUUCACUGCACCUGGACUCUCCUUUGCUGAGACCGGUGGGCGGCUCACCAUUGGCGCCACGACGAUCCUGGCCAAUGGCACGGUGCUGGACGCGGCAGGGCAGGCGAUUCAGCCCACAGUGAACGCGGAUGGAUCAGCAGCGACGGCGGGAGACCUGACGGUGUACAGCAACAGCACGAUCGCUGGGGCGAAUGGUGCGGCUGUGAACACAUUCAGAACGACAACCAUUGGCCCCGAUGGCACUAUUACCUUUGGCGCUGUCACUCCCAGCCCAAGCCCCGGCACCGGCACCGGCACCUCUCCUGCAUCUCCUACUCCAUCCUCCCCAGCUGCUGCCUCACCGCCACCACCCAAGCCUGCUGGUUCCCUCGCUUCACCCGUCAGUGUCUUGGCCACUGCCAUCACUGUUGCGCUCACCUCCCUGCUCUUUGUGUAG